CCUAUCUCCCUUAUAAAUAAUCCUCUUGUCUUCACUCUUCAUCUUUAAGAUCAACACCAAUCACAAACCAACACUUUACUAGAUAUGAAGAGACAGAGACAAGAUAUGGAGGAAAAAGAAGACAAUGAUGAUCACUCAUUGGCUGCUGCUGCCAUGGAGGUUGCUAUUGCCGCAGAAGCGGCUGCAGCCACGGCUGAGGAGGAGCAAUGUUGGGGGGCCGGAGCGGUGGAGGAGAUGACGUGGAGCUCCGUGUGGUUGCCUUUUUGGGACGUUGAGUUCGUAGGAAGAAACUAUGGUGUUUUGUUUAAUGAUGUUGUUUGGGACGAUGAUAUUUGGAACAUCCAAAAUCUAACUCACUCCUCAUAGUCAUUAGUCCUUACUCCUUACCUUUUUAAAAAACCAAUAAUCGGAUUUAUAAUUCCUUUUGGUUACUCCUCUAAGGAGGUUAAUCUAUAAUGAGAUGGUCCGUUUUUAAAACUAUAUAUGUUCAUAUCUUAAUAAUACUUUUAGUUGCAUAGAA
Messenger RNA from Capsella rubella, 520 nucleotides. RefSeq lists its product as uncharacterized. The transcript has a single exon. Bases 85 to 366 code for a protein of 93 amino acids. Lineage: Eukaryota; Viridiplantae; Streptophyta; Magnoliopsida; Brassicales; Brassicaceae. The record is from RefSeq and is a predicted model, not a curated record.